Oncorhynchus kisutch (coho salmon) is the source of this 7559-nucleotide messenger RNA. It is a transcript of the gene lnpep, whose product is annotated as leucyl/cystinyl aminopeptidase. Gene Ontology annotation, molecular function: zinc ion binding; peptide binding; metalloaminopeptidase activity. Gene Ontology annotation, cellular component: plasma membrane; cytoplasm. The transcript has 22 exons. Gene Ontology annotation, biological process: proteolysis; regulation of blood pressure; peptide catabolic process. Lineage: Eukaryota; Metazoa; Chordata; Actinopteri; Salmoniformes; Salmonidae. Bases 394 to 3507 code for a protein of 1037 amino acids. The record is from RefSeq and is a predicted model, not a curated record.
CUGUCAAUAACUGCCCGGAGAGAAAGGGAAUGGGACGCUAUCAUUGAAAUGCAUGGCGAACAGUUUGUUGACAGACCAUCGUUUGGACGAUUGACCAUAGUCAUUAUUUUAUUCCGUAAGCUACUAACUUCACCGAUUGUGACUCGUAUCUAUAAUUCAAAAACGUUAAAGCAUGGAGAGGAAAGUUGUGGCCGCUCUCUAGUGUCAGAAGUUAGCUAGCAGCCAAGCUAGCUAGCCCACUUAGCCUGGCUGUACAGUCACCUGAUCUGACAAGCUACUGAUAGCAUCAGUCUUUUUGGUGGCGGAGUUUGGUCCGCAGUGGUUCCCUCGUCCUCCAGCGGGGUGUUGUUAUUGGUGAAGUGAGGACAGUUCAGCUCGUCCAGAUAUCUUGUCAUGGAGGACCCAUUUGACAGUGAGCGAGCGUCCCUGCCCAGGAACAUGAUAGAGAACAGUAUGUUUGAGGAGGAACCUGACGUGGUGGACCUGGCCAAAGACUCUACAGCCUUCCCGGAGUUCCCGGCGUUGGACCCAGAUGAGGUGGUGUAUGAGCCCCGUAGCUCCCGUCUGCUGGUGCGAGGUCUGGGAGAGAACGACCUGGACGAUGAGGAGGAGGACUAUGAGUCGUCAGCCCGUCUACUGGGCAUGUCCUUCAUGAACAGAAGCUCCACCCGCAGUCCUAGCGCCUCCCCUUACAUCAGACAGGCUCCACCCAGGUCAUGUUCCCGCCCCUCUGCCCGUAUGCUGGUGGUGGGCGUGUUCAUCUUGGUACUGGUCACGUCCAUGGCGAUGGUUCUCUAUUUCCUGCCUGGCUGUACCUUCACUAAGACUGGCUGUCCUAAGGCUAACUCCUCCACUCCUAUGGAGCUGGUCUAUCCUAAAAGCACCAAUGGGGAGCUGUUUCCUUGGAAUGAGCUCCGCCUCCCAGCCAGUGUACGACCUGUAAACUACGACCUCUCCCUGACCCCUAACCUGACUUCCAUGACCUUCACCGGCCGCACCAUCAUCAACAUGAUUAUACAACACAACACCAAGCGUGUUGUUUUGCACAGCUCCGAGAUCAAUAUCAUCAAGGCAACCUUUCAGGUUGGAGAGGGUAAGAGUGUUGAGGUGAAGGUGUUGGAGUAUAAACCAUGGCAGCAGAUAGCUGUCAGCUUCCCAGGGGAUCUGAAGGAAGGCCAGGUGUGUGUGUUAACAUUGGACUACACAGCCAACCUUUCACACACCUACGACGGCUUCUAUAACAGCUCCUACAAUGACAAGACUGGAGCCAAGAGGGUCCUAGCUGCCACACAGUUUGAGCCUCAGGCAGCCAGAAAGGCCUUCCCCUGUUUUGACGAGCCGGCCUUUAAAGCCACUUUCCUGGUCAGGAUCACCAGAGAACCUGAAUACAUCGCUCUGUCCAACAUGCCCAAGGCUAAGACGACUACAUUACCCAGCGGCAUGCUGGAGGAUGAGUUUGAGCAGACUAGUGUUAAUAUGAGCACCUACCUGGUGGCCUUCAUUGUAGCCAACUUCACCAGCAUCACUAGAAAUGUGUCCAAUACACUGGUGUCGGUGUACUCUGUGCCAGAGAAGAAGGAACACACACAAUAUGCUCUGGACACCGCGUCCAGGUUGCUGCAGUUCUACAAUACUGUAUUUGACAUCGACUACCCUCUGAGGAAACUGGACCUGGUUGCUAUCCCAGACUUCCUGGCGGGAGCGAUGGAGAACUGGGGUCUGAUCACCUUCAGAGAGACCAGCCUUUUGGUACAAAACCAGUCCUCUCUUCUCGACAAACAACUAAUCGCUAACGUCGUAGCCCACGAACUCGCUCACCAGUGGUUUGGGAACCUGGUGACGAUGCGCUGGUGGAAUGACCUGUGGCUCAGCGAGGGCUUCGCCACCUACUGGCAGUACGCAUCUCUAAUGACAGAGUUCCCACAGCUGUACCUAGGCAAUGUGUUCCUGGAGGAGCGGUUCAAGGCGAUGGCCAAAGAUUCUCUGAACUCCUCCCACCCAGUCUCAGUGUCGGCCCAGGUGAACACACCUGAACAGGUGUCUGAGAUGUUUGACUCGAUCACCUAUGAGAAGGGUGCGUCCCUCCUGCUGAUGUUGAACUCCACCCUGCCAGACGGUCAGUUCAGGAAAGGUCUCCUCGAGUACCUGCGUCAAUACAGAGGAUCUAACACUGUUACUGAUGACCUCUGGAACAGCAUCACACGGGUAGCAGUGGUCCAAGUGCUUCCCCAGCAGGAGAGUGUGUCAGACAUGAUGAGAACAUGGACACUGCAGAAAGGCUUCCCAUUGGUUACCGUCAGCCGCAAGGGUGGUGAGGUGACCCUCACACAGGAACACUUCCUGCUCUCCACAGACAACACCACACACACCUCCAGCCUGUGGCACAUUCCUGUGACAUACGUGAAUGACAGCUGUAGCUCCGCCCCUUCCUGCAGACAGAUGUUCACUCUGAGGAAUAAGACCGCGACUCUGAAGGUGUCAGAGAGUGUUAAGUGGCUGAAGUUGAACUACAUGAACACAGGCUUCUAUAUAGUUCACUAUGGAGACGAGGGCUGGGCAGCUCUCAUAGACGCUCUAAAGACUGACGUCAGCACACUCACACCCCACGACCGCGCUUCGCUCAUACACAACAUCUUCUCCCUGUCCAGGCUGGGUCGUGUGUCCUUCCGUCAGGUUCUCAGCCUGUUGGACUAUACUACCAAUGAGACUGAGACUGCUCCUCUGACAGAGGCCCUAUCACAGCUCAGCUCUGUCUACAGACUACUGGACAAGAGACCGGAGCUAGGACUGGUGGCCCGCAUGAAGGCGUACAUCUUGGGUCAUUUUGGCCCUCUGAUGGACAGUCAGGACUGGGGAGUGGAGGAGAGCGUCUCCAGUCAGGAGCGGAGGUCAGCCCUUCUAGAGGUGGCAUGUAGUCUUGGACGGCAGAACUGUACUGACCAGGCCACGGCCCUCUACGAACAGUGGACCAACUCCAACCAAACCAAUCGCAUCCCAGGUGAUCUUCAGCGAGCAGUGUUUUCUGUAGCAGCCCAGUCUGACUCUGGUUGGCUGUCUCUGCUGGACACCUACAGACUCACCACUUAUGACUCGGAGAAACGCAAGAUACUGCAGGCCCUCGCCUCCACACAGGACCCACGACGCAUCGUAUGGAUUCUGAAUACGGUGCUCGAGGGAGGGAUUAUCCACACCCAGGAGCUGCCACUGGUCAUCAGCACUGUGAGCGACGGCUUCGCUGGCCACUUGUUCGUCUGGGACUUUGUCAAAGAGAGCUGGGACAGGAUCAUAGAGAAGUUUCCAGUGGGGUCCUAUUCCAUCCAGAGCAUCGUCAAGUCCACCACCUCCCAGUUCUCUACUCAGACACACCUGGAGGAAGUCCAGGGUUUCUUCUCCAGUCUGAAGGAGCGGGGCUCUCGGAUGCGUAGCGUCCAGGAGGCUUUAGAGACCAUCAGACUGAACCAGCACUGGAUGGACAGGAACCUCGCAACACUUAGAGACUGGCUCUAACAUGGCCGCUGGGCAACUGUAGCCGUGUUGGCAUGGCAACAGCAGCUUUUGCACUGUCGUAGGGCUUGUCUCAGAUCUCAUAUUCCCCUUAUUGUUCCUACUUUUUAAAACUACUUUUCGCUAGGGGUGGGCACAGUUAAUCGAAUAUCCGGAUAUACGGACAGACUUGAGUGUUCAUUUUUGGAAGAAUCAAAAUUAGAAGCUUGUUUUUUUUAUCAAUGGAAAAAGCUUUGUCUAAAUUAAAUUAAGCAAGGCAACAGUAAACAUGUUGUCCCCCACAAAUUAUGCAGAAAUCUAAAUGGCAGAAAAUCCAUCAUGGCGGGUCUUAUUGUCUUUGUGAGGAGGGGAACCUCUGUACCGAAUGUCAUGACAUUAGGUCAAACGGGUGAGGGGCGUGACCUUUCAUAGUUUGAAAAUGCAAUCUUGUUAUAGCGCCACCAACUGGCCUUAACUGUAAUUUUGUAAAUGCUGUAUCUCUAUGGCAAUACGCAUUAUUCCCCCAAGUUUGGUCAAUCGGACCAGUGCUAUCUGAAAUAUUGGGCGUAAAGACAGAUCGGGGAGGACAAUUAUACUUGGGACAUUUUUACCUACAAGGAUAUACAGAUAACUGCCAAAAUAAAGUACACACCAACAUAAUGUCUUAAUAGGGCGUUGGGCCGCCAGAACGGCUUCAAUGCGCUUUGGCGUAGAUUCUACAAGUGUCUGGAACUCUAUUGGAGGGAAGCGACACCAUUCUUCCGUGAGAAAUUCUAUAAUUUGGGGUUUUGUUGAUGGUGGUGGAAAACACUUGUCUCAUGCAACGCUCCAGAAUCUCCCAUAAGUGUUCAAGAACGGGUGACUGAUCCACCCACCCACACUCUUUAAACCCCCUAUGCUGCUUUGACACCCCUCUUUCAAAGUAACAGAUAUCUUCUAGCCAUGGUGGGCAACUGGGCAUUUUUAUACAUGACCCUAAGCAUGAUGGGAUGUUAAAUGCUUAAUUAACCCAGGAACCACACCUGUUUGGAAGCACCUGCUUUUUAAUAUACUUUGAAUACCUCAUUUACUCAAGUGUUUCCUUUGUGUUGGCAGUUACCUAUACCAUGACAUAUGAAAUUCUUAAUUUAAUAAAACAACAUUUUGAAUGUAGCUAGUUUUUAUAACGGUGUGUUGCGCUACUGCUGCACAUUUAGGCCUCCAGGCUGCCCUGACAUCGGCAUGCUAGUUUUCCCAUUUCAAAUAGCGAUUUACAGGCACUCAUCUUACUGAGUUUUCACAAUACCUGACAGAUCAUUGAAAAACACUCGCCAGAAAACCUUUUUGUGACCGACUCGGUUCCAUCUUGGUGAAAAUCAGACUUGAUGUUAGCCAACCUCCUGGAGGACAGCAGCAUGUCCGCUGUUUACCUCUGCCAUGUGCAUUUCCGUCAUUCUGAUUGGUCGGCAGUCAAUAUCCGGAUAUCCGAAAAAGUAUCAUGAUAUAUUAUUUGAAUAGUAAAAUAAUUUCAAAGGCCCAUCCCUACUUUGCGCAAUGAUCAGAAGUAGUGCACUUUACUGUAUAGGGAACAUGGUGUUAUUUUUAGGCUUGUCCUAUGAGUUUAUUUAGCUCAGGGUGAACUCAAAUUCCUCUCUAUGCUGUCGAGCAAACUUCCCCUACAGCUUUCACCACGACACCAUGCCUGGAUAUAGCAGCCCGUCUCUCUUUCAAACUCGACGUGCUUCACAUUGUAUGGCGGUAACUCGCCCCUUCCGCCACAUAGUGUAUGUGUAGCAGCCACCUGAGAAAUAAGGAAAGGGAAUACAGGAAGAGAACAUGCUGUGUGUCAUCAACGCUGGCCACGUGUCAUCAGUAUGGGUCACCUGUGAAACUCAUGGUGCAGUGACUAACUGCUCUCUCAGACCCUGGCCCUGACACCAACCUCCUCAUGACUGUCCUACUGACUGUGAGCAGUGGGGGAGAUGGGAGAAUGUCUGUUGAAGGCCAGAGUUGGGCUACAGAGCUGAUACACAAUACUACCCAGGCUUCAGCCAGAACAUGUACGGCUACCAGUAACAUGUUGAAGGAACAUGAAAAUACCUUCUCACUGUUUAGAUGCUCCCAAAGUUCUACUGUACCACAUUUCCACCACUAGGUCUUUUAUUUAGACCUCAAGAAGUAUUGGUUGGAUAGUGGGAACGUUGCUGAAACGUUGUUUGAUGAAUCUUGAAGCAUCCCCCCCCCCAGCACUCCCUGUGAGCACUUCUUCUGUUGAUGUAACUUUAUUUGUUACAUUUUGACAGUUAAAGGAAAACUCCACCCAAGAUUGAUCUUUUGGUAUUUAUUUCAUUAGUCCAUUGUUGAUCUGGUCCCAAAACUGCUUUUCUACUUUUCCUUUGCAUAUGAGGCGAUCUGUGUACAGAAUAUUUCACUCUCACAAUGCUUGUAAAGAUGUCAUUAUUAUUACUCCUAUCUCUACCUUGCUUUUUGCAUGUCCUAUUUUGUGUGAGCAGAUCUCUCACUUGUUGUUUUAAUUUUGGUUUCUGUUGUGUGUGUGUGUGUAUAUAUAGUGUGUACAGUGUGAUACCACGUAGACAUAAGAGUCCCGAUCAAAUGGUUUUGUUUUUACUAAAUAAUGACUUAUAAUGUUGGCUCACUUCAAUGCCUCAUGUUGGAAUAUGGCAGGGUUUCCCAAACUCACCAAAAAGGUGAAUGUUGGUGAAUGUUGUGGUUAGUAUACAGGGUCGCCUGAUUAUGUCUGUCUUUUCCAUUAAAGGACUUGACAGUGAGGGACCCAACAGUGUUGCGUCUGUAGAGCUGGGUAGAGUCGUUUUCUAUGCCGUGUCUGUAGUCCAACAAAGUGUGGAUAAUCAGAAAGUAAUUUCACCAGUUUAAGUUCUGUGAUUGGUUAGCCUGGCUCAGUCAGGGCUAGGUUACGUUGUCUCGCUGUGUGUGAGGUUUAUGGUAUUCAGUUCUGUAUGGGAGCCUUGUUGUUGACGUUAUUGUUUCAGCCUCCCGGCUGGCUCUGUUAGAGUUCCCUGUAGGAACAGAUCUAGGGCCAGUUACCACCACCAAAGCCAAUGAAGACCCUGGAUCUGUGUUUAGGGGCAUCUUUGUGCUACCUCCUCUGCUACAGCAGCACUGGUCAACCACUGAAUGUCCUGAAGGAACUCUUCUAUUACAAAACAGCAUGACCAAUGACUGAGUGUCUAGCUAGGUCCUCUUCUAAUCUAAAGCCUCAGAUGUCUAUGUCUCUUGUUGGUACUGGCUCAUUCUGAAGGAGGAUUCCCUUCCCUGUCUCACUCUGAAUGUUAUGUCAUGUUGAAAACAUUGGAAAAACCAGGUCAUAUUGGUGGUUAUGAUAUUUAUUUUGUAUUUAACCCAUAUUUCACCAGGUAAGUUGACUGAGAACACGUUCUCAUUUACAGCAGGGACCUGGGGAAUAGUUACAGGGGAGAGGGGGGAUGAAUGAGCCAAUUGAUAGCACUAUGAAAUCAAAUAUGGUAGCUUUGGUACAGAAUUGUGAAUCAUAUUGUUGAUUUUUAGAUGUUAAUCAUUCACUCACUCACCAGAAAACAACAGCCCGUACUGUACCUCAGAGCUCAGGGAGAUAUGUUAGUAACUGUUAACUCUUCACUGAACCUACUGGCAUAAAGCCUACCUAACACUGCCACAAAGAUGACAUGUUAUAUAACCAGUCAUCAUUACAGCUGAUGCAAUCUCAUGAAAAUGGCCUUUUCCACUACCAUAACUCAAACUAUUAUUUAGGUUUGUUAGAUUUUAUAUCAAGUUAAUUAGCCAAAGCCUACAUAAUGACUGUUUGUUUUCUAUGUCAGUCUUACGACAGUGUUAUAAUGCCUUAUGACAGACGGUUUAGGUGAAGUGUAUAAAGACCCAGAUGGAGGUGGCAUGUCUCUAGAUUAGAUUAUGAUUCUAUGUUAGUGUAUUCCUAUGCCAAGCUCACCUUGAGAUUGUUGCUCAUCAUUUUAAACUUUUUUUUGCACUGGGGUUGAAUGAUGGUGAAAAAUGUAAGGCUCUUCAUGCCAUGAAAAAAAAAUUAUAUAUAUAUAUGAAUAAAAUUGUUUUCAUGACUUUCA